CUCCACAACAGCGAUGGCGGACGUGGGCAGCAGCGGCUGCGGGGCCGCGGACAGCAUCACGGAACACGAGCGGAUCCUGCAGGAGGUGGAGAGCACCGACACGGCCUGCGUGGGGCCCACGCUGCGGUCCAUCUACGAUGACCAGCCCAACACCCACAAGCGCUUCAUGGAGAAGCUGGACGCCCGGAUCAGGAACCACGACCGCGAGAUCGAGAAGAUGUGCAACUUCCACCACCAGGGCUUCGUGGACGCCAUCACGGAGCUGCUCAAGGUCCGGGCCGACGCAGAGAAGCUCAUGGGUCAGGUCACAGACACCAACCGGAGGCUGCAGGAGGCCGGGAGUGAAGUAACAUCUCAGACGGAGGAGGUGAUUCGCUGCAGGAUCCAGCAGAGGAACAUGGCGACCACGGUGGAGAAGCUGCAGCUCUGCAUCCCGGUUCUGGAGAUGUACAGCAAACUGAAGGAGCAGCUGGAGUCCAGGAGAUAUUACGCUGCACUGAAGACCAUGGAGCAGCUGGAGAAGGUUUACAUCCCCAGGGUGAGCCACUACCGGUUCUGCCAGAUCAUGGCCGAGAACCUGCCGAAGCUCCGGGAGGAGAUCAAGGACGUCUCCAUGUCGGACCUCAAGGACUUCCUGGAGAGCAUCCGGAAACACUCGGACAAGGUCGGGGAGACGGCCAUGAGACAGGCGCAGCAGCACCGGACCUUCAACAGCGCCGUGGCUAAGCAGGUGAGCACCGGCCACUUCACCAAGCCGGUUUACUCCCUGAACGGACGGACGCACGCUAACGUUCCCAACGGGCUGCUGGCGGAGGACGAGGCGGGAGAGGAGGAGGACGCUGAUGAAGAGGUUCUCACGGCUCAGGACCUGGUGGAUUUCUCACCUGUUUACAGGUGUCUGCACAUCUACACGGUGCUGGGCGACCGAGAGACGUUUGAGAACUAUUACCGGAAACAGAGGAAGAAACAAGCGCGGCUGGUGCUGCAGCCGCAGGCCAACAUGCACGAGACGGUGGAGGGAUACCGACGCUACUUCAACCAGAUCGUAGGGUUCUUCGUGGUGGAGGACCACGUCCUCCACGCCACGCGGGGUCUGGUGACCCGGAGCUUCACUGACGAGCUGUGGAACAUGGCCCUGUCCAAGAUCAUCGCCGUGCUGCGGACGCACUCGUCCUACUGUGAGGAUCCAGAUCUGGUUCUGGAGCUGAAGAAUCUCAUCGUCAUCUUCGCAGACACACUGCAGGGCUACGGGUUCCCGGUGAACCGGCUCUUCGAUCUUCUGUUCGAGGUCCGGGACCAGUACAACGAGACGCUGCUGAAGAAGUGGGCGCUGGUCUUCAGGGAGAUCUUUGAGCUGGACAACUACAGUCCCAUCCCGGUGGAGACGGAGGACGAGUACAAGCUGGUGACCAAACGCUUCCCCUUCAACGACGCCGACGUGCAGAAGCAGGACUUCCCCAAGAAGCUGCCGAUGUCCCAGUCCGUCCCCCAGAUCUACACGCAGGUCAAGGAGUUCAUCUACGCCAGCCUCAAGUUCUCCGAGUCGCUGCACCGCAGCUCCACGGAGGUGGACGACAUGCUGAGAAAAUCCACCAACCUGCUGCUGACCAGAACUCUGAGUUCCUGCCUGCAGAACCUGAUCAAGAAGCCCCACAUCGGCCUGACGGAGCUGGUCCAGAUCAUCAUCAACACCACCCACCUGGAGCAGGCCUGCAGGUUCCUGGAGGAUUUCAUCACCAACAUCACCAACGUUUCACCAGAGACGGUUCACACCACCCGGCUGUACGGCUUGGCAACCUUCAAGGACGCCCGUCACGCCGCCGAGGGCGAGAUCUACACCAAGCUGAACCAGAAGAUCGACGAGUUCAUCCAGCUGGCCGACUACGAGUGGGGCAUGAUCGAGUCAGACGGCCGCGCCUCCGGCUACCUCAUGGACCUCAUCAACUUCCUGCGCUCCACCUUCCAGGUCUUCACGCACCUGCCGGGCAAGGUGGCCCAGACCGCCUGCAUGUCGGCCUGCAAGCAUCUGUCCACGUCGCUGAUGCAGAUGCUGCUGGACUCGGAGCUGAAGCAGAUCAGCAUGGGAGCCGUGCAGCAGUUCAACCUGGACGUCAUCCAGUGUGAACUAUUCGCCAGCUCCGAGCCGGUCCCGGGUUUCCAGGGAGACACGCUGCAGCUGGCCUUCAUCGACCUGAGACAGCUGCUGGACCUGUUCAUGGUCUGGGACUGGUCCACCUACCUGGCCGACUACGGCCAGCCCAACUCCAAGUACCUGCGGGUGAAUCCGGCCACGGCGCUGGCGCUGCUGGAGAAGAUGAAGGACACCAGCAAGAAGAACAACAUCUUCUCUCAGUUCAGGAAGAACGACAGAGACAAGCAGAAGCUGAUUGAGACGGUGGUGAAGCAGCUGAGGAGCCUGGUGAACGGGAUGUCCUCGUAGACCCCCCAUGACCCCUCCCAGACCCCCCCACCGAGGUCCUCCUGGACCCCCAACCCCCCCCAGGGAGGAGCCUGGUCAACGGGAUGUCCUCUUAGACCAGACCUGGAGCCUGG
Molecule: messenger RNA, 2553 nt
Organism: Cololabis saira (Pacific saury)
Lineage: Eukaryota; Metazoa; Chordata; Actinopteri; Beloniformes; Belonidae
Gene: exoc6
Product: exocyst complex component 6
Exons: 23
Coding region: 14-2440 (808 amino acids)
Biological process (GO): Golgi to plasma membrane transport; exocytosis; intracellular protein transport
Cellular component (GO): membrane; exocyst
Source: RefSeq, a predicted model, not a curated record